GGGGACAGCGCUGUCGUCUGUCGCCGACACCGCUGUUUUUCUUUCAGGGGAUACGACGGGAAAUCCGAUCUUCACGUCGGAAUAACCAACAGCAACGGCAUGGUGUAUCACUACAACGAGGAAGGCAUUCACAGAGAUGACACUGGAUGGGAACAGUGCAUUAGUAUCCCACUAGUACCGCCAGACAUGUUUGGGCUUCUUCAGCAGUGGGAUAAGCUCCUGGAGGAAUUUUCUGCAGGAGAGGCGUGGCUUCCUCACAGGUAUGAAGAACAUGACCACAACUGCUACACGUACGCGCUGGCAUUCAUUAACAGUGUCCUGACGGCACAAGGAAAACGGCAAAUGAGUAAAAGCGAAUUUACAGAGAAAUUUGUGAUCCCACAGACAAAGAAAGCUUCCAAAUACAUCACUCUGCAUCAGGAGCUAACGGCUAAUGAAUUCUACAUUGUACCCCUUCCUGAUGGAGAAAACAGUGCUGAACAUGACAAGCUACUGUCCUAA
Tauraco erythrolophus (red-crested turaco) is the source of this 501-nucleotide messenger RNA. NCBI's taxonomy places the organism in Eukaryota, Metazoa, Chordata, Aves, Musophagiformes, Musophagidae. The record is from RefSeq and is a predicted model, not a curated record.